AUGGGUUCUUCUCAAAAAUGGUUUUGCGUGCUUCUUCUUAUCUUGAGUGUGGUGUUAGAAUUGAGUGUAGUUGCUUUUGGAGAUAGCAAGAUAGAAAAAGAGAGGUGGGGAGGUAAUGAUUGUGGAUUUGGAAGGAGAGGUUGUUUUGGUGGUGGACGUGGUGGAUUUGGAAGACCAGGAGGAAGAGGUCCUGGAUUUGGAGGUGGACGUGGAGGUGGUGGAGGUUUUGGUGGAGGAGCUGGAGGAGGUCUUGGUGGUGGAGGUGGAGUAGGUGGAGGUGGCGGUUUUGGUGGUGGAGGAGUUGGGGGUGGUGCAGGUAAAGGUGGAGGGUUUGGAGCAGGAGGUGGUGUUGGUGGAGGUGCAGGAGGUGGUGUAGGUGGAGGAGGAGGGUUUGGAGGAGGUGGAGGUGGUGGUGUUGGAGGAGGUUCAGGUCAUGGUGGUGGAUUUGGAGCUGCGAGGUGGUGGUGUGGUGGUGGAGGACUUGGUGGUGGUGCUGGUGGAGGAGGAGGAGGGGGUAGUGGUGGAGGCGGUGGCCUUGGAGGUGGUUCAGGUCAUGGAGGUGGGUUUGGAGCUGGUGGAGGAGGUGCAGUAGGGGGUGGCAUUGGAGGAGGAGCAGGUGGAGGUGGCGGCGGAGGAGGAGGUGGAGGUGGAGGCGGUGGCGGCAUUGGAGGUGGUUCUGGCCACGGUGGUGGAUUCGGUGCAGGAGGAGGUGUUGGAGGUGGGGCAAGUGGAGGAGUUGGAGGUGGUGGAGGAUUUGGAGGUGGUGGUGGUGGAGGAAGAGGGGGAGGAUCAGGCCAUGGUGGUGGUUUAGGAGCUGGUGGAGGUGUAGGAGGUGGAGCUGGAGGCGGUGCAGGGCAUUGGUGUUGGUAG
Coffea arabica (coffee) is the source of this 870-nucleotide messenger RNA. The record is from RefSeq and is a predicted model, not a curated record. NCBI's taxonomy places the organism in Eukaryota, Viridiplantae, Streptophyta, Magnoliopsida, Gentianales, Rubiaceae.